CCUCACACUGGCCUUCGCGCACGACCACCACCUGCAAGCAUGUCCAGCAAGCAGAUCAUCUACCGCUCGCGCACGCCGGCACCCAAGCUGCCGCAGCAGUCUGUAUGGAGCUUCCUCUUUGACGACGUCGCCUUCGACGAUGCGCGCCUGGCGUACGCCGAGUGCCAGGGCCAGGAGCGGCGGAUAACCUUCGGCGAGCUCAAAAGUGCCGCGCAACGUCUCGGCGCCAGUCUGCUGCGCAGCGGGCUGCGGCCCGACGAUGCGGUGCUGCUGCUCCUGCCCAACGGCAUCGACUUCAUCGUCACGCUCUUCGCGACGCAGUUUGCAGGCCUGCGUGCCUCCUUCAUCAAUCCAGCCUAUACGCGCCUCGAGCUGCGGCACAUCUGGAAGACGCUGGGUGCCAAGCGCAUCUUCGUCACGAGCCGCCUGCUGCCGAACCUGACCAAGGCGGGCUUGCCGUGGGACAAGGCCAUCGUACUUGAUGUCGAUGCAGGCAAUGCUACCACCUUCGUCGGACGUCUCCUCAUCUCGCUCGAAGACUCUCGGCGGGCAGAAGCACACCAGCCCGCGAGCCUGGAGCAAACCUGCUACCUGCCCUGGAGUUCCGGUACCACAGGCCUGCCCAAGGCCGUCGAGCUCUCGCAUCGCAACGUCGUCUCCAUGCUCUUGGCGCUGCAGGCCAUUCCAGACUUGUACGACGGGCCCAAGCGCACCCUUGGCUGCCUGCCUUUCUUCCAUGCCGUCGGACUCAUCAAGCUCGUACAUCUGCCACUAGCGAUGCGAGGCACGCUGUACAUCCUCACUCCCUUUCGCCCCGACGCGUUCUGCGAUGUGGUGCGCAAAUACCAGAUUCAAGGCACGCAAGCAGUGCCACCCAUCAUUGUCUCGUUGCUCUCGAGCGCCAAGGGCACGCAGGAGUAUCUCGGGUCCUUGGAGCACAUCGCCUGCGGCGCAGCGCCCCUCUCCGAAGAGCUGCAGUCGCGCGCAGAGAAGCGCUUCGGCGUGCCGAUCCUGCAGAGCUUUGGCAUGAGCGAGACGACUGUCAGUGCCGUCGGCAUGAAUCACGGCAUGAAGUCGGGCUCGGUAGGCUGGCUUCUUCCUGGUCUCGAAGCGAGGCUGCUCAAUGAUGAUGACGUUGAUGCGGCGCCCGGGGAGCGGGGAGAGCUGCUCCUCCGAGGCCCAAACAUCACAAAGGGCUACUUUCGCAACGCCGAGGCCACGCGCGGCGCAAAGACGCACGACGGAUGGCUGCGCACGGGCGACGUGGCGGUGGUGGAUGAGAGCGGGCAGUUUACCAUCGUGGACCGCAAAAAGGAGCUGAUCAAGUACAAGGGCUUCCAAGUGCCGCCCGCCGAGCUGGAGGGCAUUCUCCUGCAGCAUCCCUCCGUCGCCGUGGCGGCCGUCGUGGGCAUCUACGACGCUGCGCAAGCGACGGAACUGCCGCGCGCCUACGUGCAGCUGCACGCCGGCGUCGCGCCGAGCGCGGAGCUGCCGCGCGAACUGCAGGAGUGGGUCAAGGAGCGCACGAGUGCGCAGAAGAGGCUGAGAGGAGGAGUCAGGGUGUUGGAACAUGUGCCGGUCAGCGCCAGUGGCAAAGUGCUGAGGAAGGAGAUGAGAGCAUUGGCGAAGCGGGAACAGGAGGCGCUGGAGGGACAGCCGAAGGCGCGGCUGUGAGGCGCGAGGGAAUUGCAUGGCAUCCGCUGC
Messenger RNA from Tilletiopsis washingtonensis, 1704 nucleotides. RefSeq names its product acetyl-CoA synthetase-like protein. Gene Ontology annotation, molecular function: CoA-ligase activity. NCBI's taxonomy places the organism in Eukaryota, Fungi, Basidiomycota, Exobasidiomycetes, Entylomatales. Gene Ontology annotation, biological process: secondary metabolic process. The record is from RefSeq and is a predicted model, not a curated record. The transcript has 8 exons. The coding region runs from base 40 to 1674 and encodes 544 amino acids.